Messenger RNA from Penicillium salamii, 2721 nucleotides. The record is from the annotation of a GenBank genome assembly. Lineage: Eukaryota; Fungi; Ascomycota; Eurotiomycetes; Eurotiales; Aspergillaceae.
AUGCAGAUUUCUCGUUGUGGCAUUCAUGGAUUCCAUGAAGUUCUUGGAAUUGACACUGAUGAAAUUCGGUUCCAUUGGACAAUCGAGACAGACGAUGAAUGUGCGAAACAACUCGCCUAUCGCAUCGUGGUGACGACCGAUGCCGAGCUCUCAGAUGUGGUCUGGGACUCCCAGCGCGUUGACAGCAAUGUGCAAAGAAACAUCAUCUGCAAACCCGACAAUGGCUUUCAGUCAAUCACAAGUCAUUUUUGGAGAGUUACAGUAUGGGACCAGAACAAUCAAACCCACCACAGCGCUGUGAACCAUUUCUUUACAGCCUACCCCCGAUCCCGACUCCUGCCGCCCUACAGCAUGAACCAGACAUACAUGCCGCACACCAGUCUGAUCUUCAAAUCUUGGUUCGAAGACGCGCCCAACCGCUGGAAGGCAGUCUGGAUCGGUGAUGGAGGUGAUAAACCCAUCUACUUGCGAAAGUCCUUCCAACUUUCCCGAAAACCCGAGCGGGCAAUUCUGUUCGCUUCUGGACUCGGCCAUUUCAACAUGUCAGUGAAUGGCCAGCCUGCAUCAAAUCACCGCCUCGAUCCUGGAUGGACAAACUACCAUCGCCGAGUUCAAUUUACAUCGUAUGACGUGACAGAGCAUCUGGCGGCAGGCGGGAACGCGCUGGGCGUUCAUCUGGGCAAUGGGUUCUAUGCUGGCGAUAAGGGUGGUGACGGGCGCUUUUUCUGGCCCAUGUACGAGGACAACACUUACGUACGAUACGGCAAUGAACUUUGCUUCUUUGGCGAGUUGCAUCUGUUUUACGGAGAUGGGGAGAGCGAGGUUUUGAUUUCCGAUGCUUCUUGGAAGGUCAAGAAGAGCGCCACUACCCUGGCGAACAUUUAUGCAUCUGAGGAUCAUGACCGACGACUUUACCCUGUUGGAUGGGACUCUGCCUCCUAUGACGACUCUGACUGGGCUCCUAUCAAGCCUUUGACGGGCCCCAGGGGGCAUAUUUUCUAUCAAAGCCAACCUCCUGUCGUGUUGCACGAGGCCUUUGAGCCGGUCAAGGUCCAUAGCCCUAAGAAAGGUGUUGUUUGCUAUGACUUGGGUCAAAACUCUUCGAUUUCUGUCGAACUCGCGAUCGAGGGAGCGGCUGGCUCAGAGGUUCUCAUCCGAUACUCUGAGACGGUCAACGAUGAUGGUACAGUCUUGAUGCCAGAUCCCCUGUUCAAGGAGUUCGAAACAGGGGUUUAUUCUAAGAUUACCCUCGCUGGUACUGGACAGGUCGAGAAAUGGGAACCCGACUUCAGCUUUACAAGUGCGAGAUACAUUCAAAUCGAAGGUGUCUCAUUGAACUCUGGCGAUGGAUUGCCUGUUAUCCACUCCGUUGUUGGUCGUCACAUUUCCUCGGCAGCGAGAAAGCUUGGAACAAUGACAACCGACAAGGAAGACGUCAAUCAACUUCUGAAUGCACUGUACUGGACUUUCAGCAGCAAUCUGUUCAGCUAUCACACAGACUGCCCACAAAUUGAGAAGUUCGGCUGGCUGGAAGUCACCCACCUGCUCGCUCCAGCUACCCAAUACAUCCGUGACAUGGAGUCUCUGUACACUAAGAUCCUCGAUGAUAUCCUUGAUAGUCAAGAGCCAAGUGGCCUAGUACCAACGAUGGCACCUGAGAUUCGGUACAUGUGUGGUCCCUUGCAUGACACCAUAACAUGGGGCUGUGCGUUGUGCCUUCUCCCUGAUAUCUUGCGACAGUACUAUGGGUCUACUCAUGUCAUCCAAAAGGCCUACCCAGCCGCCGUGCGUUAUAUGGAAUACAUGCAGACCAAAGAGCGAAAGGGUGGUCUCAUCGAGCACGGACUUGGCGAUUGGGGUCGAGGUAUAGCUUUCGGCAACAACCAAGCAAACAUCGAAACAGCGAUCUACUACCGCUGCCUCCAGUGCGUGGAGAUGAUGGCCCGAGAACUCGGCAAGCUUGAGGACGCUCAAAAAUUCAAGGCUUGGUCUUCUCGUAUCUACGAUGCCUACAACCACAACCUCUUGGUUACAGAUGACGCAGACCGUCCUUACGCCUAUUACACCUCCCUCGACAACUACCCAGCGCGAGACUGCGACGCAAUUGCCCAAGCAAUGGCGCUGCAAUUCGGUCUCGUCCCCGAGUCCCACAAGAAAGACGUGAUGGCUGCAUUCCUGGAAGAUGUGGCAGAUGGCAAGAUUCGUGCUGGAGAAAUCGGUCUUCGGUUCCUUUUCAACACCCUGGCCGAUGCGAACCGCCCAGAUCUUGUCUUGAAGAUGGCAAGACAGGAAGAGCAUCCUUCAUAUAUGCGAUUUUUGCGCCGUGGCGAGACUACGCUCUUGGAAUUCUGGCAAGAUGCAUGCCGAAGCAAAUGCCAUGACAUGCUGGGUACAAUCUAUGAGUGGUUCUACGCGGCUGUUCUUGGAUUGAAGCCUGUGCAAGAGGCCUACCGGACCUUCUCGAUUGAGCCUCCAUAUGCGUCUGAAUUUGACUUUGUCAAGGGUUCUGUGGACUGUCCGUAUGGGUUGAUUGAGGUUGAGUUUAAGCGCGAAGGUAGUUCCAUGAGCUUACAGCUAAGAGUUCCAUUUGGGACAGAGGCGACUGUUUCUCUCCCUGGGGACAUGAAGGGAGCGACUUGUAGUGGCAAGGUGGAGAAAUCUGUGACCGGCACAGAGUUGUCGCUUGGCCAUGGAUUGUACACUGUAUCUAUUCAACUAUAG